GAUUAGACAAGCUAGUCUGCGCGGCUGCGAUCGAACCGGGAAGGAGACGCCGUCCUUCUGCAGCCAUGGCGAGCGGAGCGGUAUGGUGAGAGCUCCCCCCGGAUUAGGAGAAUGGUAUUGGCCACCUGGCUUAGGAAAUAGAUGCACUUCCGAAGGCCGAUGGUUGGAUCCCGCGCGGUGCCGGACUGCUGUGUGGACAGCGCAACCUCGGUGGCGGCAACCCGAGCACGUUUCCAACAUGGCGUUUCAGAGGGCGGAGGGCAUGUCCAUUAUCCAGGCUUUGGCUAUGACCGUAGCGGAAAUCCCCGUCUUUCUUUACACCACCUUUGGGCAGUCGGCCUUCUCUGCGCUGAGAGUCAGCCCCGGUCUCCGGAAGGUGCUCUUCGCCACGGCUCUCGGCACGGUGGCCUUGGCCUUGACGGCGCACCAGCUGAAGCGGCGACGGCGACGGAAGAAACAGAUCGCUCCAGAGAAGCCCAGCGCCAAGCCUCUGGCGGUUCCGGUGCCCAUCUUGCCCACCCGCCGGGCGCCCUCGGUGAAGAAAGGUGAUGACGAUCAAAGGGUUUUUUUUAAUUGAUCACCCCCGGCAGCAAAACGCAACGACACGCUCAGCGGAAUCUCCUCCCUGGAACCCAGCAAGCACCAAGCUCUUCACCACAGCCUGGCCUCAAUGGCAGUUGUGAAUUCCCCCAGCCCGACCCCAGCUGCUGCACCUCCCUGGGAAGCCCAAUGGGGGGAGAAAGAUCCUGGUGCUGCAGGGGACUGCAGUGCAGAAAACCUCUAUUUUCAAGGCAUGGAGCUGUUUGAAGAGGCCCUGCAGAAGUGGGAGCAGGCCCUGACCGCCCGUCAGAGGGACCCCUCCAGCCUCUCCGCCUCCUGGGUGGUCCCCAAAGAGGAAGAGCUGCUGCUACCUGAAGAUCUCUGUGAGGAAUCUCAGAAAAAAGAAUUUGCGGACAAGCUGGAAUUGCUCCUGUAUCGGGCGUACAACCUGCAGGAGGAAUUUGGAUCCAGUCUGUCGGCCGAUAACAUGCUGCUUGAUUUAGAGCAAACUCUCAUGUUCCCACUGACCGAACAGUCUCUGAGGCGUCAACAAGAAGAUGAGGACGAGAGCGUCACCUCCGAGGAAUUUUUCUCUGCCGCGGAGAUCUUCGACGCCCUGGAAAUCGAGACGGCCCCCUACCAGCCUUCUAAGCCAGCGGUUGCCUAUGAAGAAGCCUUGCAGCUGGUGAAGGAUGGAGGGGUUUCGUGCAGGACCUUUCGCACAGAGCUUUUGGGGUGCUACAGCGAUCAUGAUUUCCUGGCAAAGCUUCACUGCAUCAGGCAAGCUUUUCAGGAGCUCUUGGUGGCGGAGAACAACCGGACGUUUUUUGGGGAGGUGGGCAAACGCAUGGUGAUGGGGCUGAUGACCAAGGCUGAGAAGAACACCAAGGGCUUCCUUGAAAGCUACGAUGAGAUGCUGCACUACACGUUGAGACAAGGCACCUGGCCAAGCACGCAGAAGGAACUGGAAGGGCGAGGGGUGGUCUGCAUGAAUUUCUUUGAUAUCGCCUUGGACUUCAUCCUCAUGGACGCUCUGGAAGAUCUUGAGAACCCGCCGUCCUCAGUCGUGGCCAUCUUGCGUAACCGCUGGCUCUCGGACAGCUUCAAGGAGACGGCUCUGGCCACCGCUUGCUGGUCAGUUCUGAAGGCCAAGAGGCGGCUUCUGAUGGUUCCGGAUGGUUUUAUAUCUCAUUUUUACUCCGUAUCGGAGCAUGUCAGCCCAGUGCUGGCUUUCGGCUUUCUGGGGCCCAAACAGCAUCUCUUUGAAGUCUGCAGCUUCUUCAAACACCAGAUUUUGCAAUACCUGAAAGACAUGUUUGACCUGGACAUUGUAAGGUACACAACGGUGACCUUAUUAGCAGAAGACAUCCUUCAGCUCUCACGGCGCCGCAGUGACAUCCUGCUCGGCUACUUAGGAGUGGAGACCAUUCCAGAGAUCAAUGGGGCUCUGCAAAAUGACGAUGUGUCCUUCCGUAGCUUCAGCUAAGCCUGCUUGCUCAGACAAAACGGUUUGGGGCUCAUAAAUGGGUUUGUUUUUCUCCUUCUGAAAGGCAGCUGGCCUCCCUAGAUUGGAGAUUGAAGACGGACGGGAGCAAAACGUUCUCCAUUUGAAUUGUCUAACUUGAAAGCAAUUUUGAACCACCUUGCAACUUUUAAGAGAGGAGGACUUCAAAUCCCAGGAUUCUUCUGGGAGUUGAUCCACCCGUCUUAAAACUGACACGAUAGAAAAACACUGAUUUAAAGACUGUUUAACAAGUCCCAGGUGUGUCCAGCAUUAUCCAGGCAGGAAGGUUUUGGCCAAUCAGCCGUGUCUGUUUCUAGUUAUUUAAUACUUGCACAAAUUGUGGCCGAGACCCUGUCUAAUAUUCCUGUGAUGAGAUUAGUGCACAAGGACACUCCCCCCCACCCCCCGCGCCCACCCUGUGAAAUUUGACGGCUGAAAAGAAAGACAAGUGGGGGAGGGGGAGAGAGAGCUGUAGGGACCUUUUGCUCCUUUGAUUUGGGAAAUUCGGAUUUAAUUUUUU
Thamnophis elegans (Western terrestrial garter snake) is the source of this 2564-nucleotide messenger RNA. RefSeq names its product mitoguardin 2 (gene MIGA2). The record is from RefSeq and is a predicted model, not a curated record. Gene Ontology annotation, biological process: mitochondrial fusion. NCBI's taxonomy places the organism in Eukaryota, Metazoa, Chordata, Lepidosauria, Squamata, Natricidae.